AUGGCUUCUACUUCCCUGACAUCCUGCGCCUGUGCCAGCAAGAGCUCCCAGCUGUGUGCCGCCUGCAGGAACGUGGUCUAUUGCAGUCGGGAGCAUCAGAAGGAGCACUGGAAGAGGGGUCACAAGUUGGAGUGCAAGUGCUAUGAGGUGGCCACCAAUGAGAUUUUGGGCAGGCAUUUGCGAUCCACCAGGGAUAUCAAGAUUGGCGAGCAAAUCCUGAAGGAGGCUCCACUGGUUCUGGGUCCCAAGGUGGCCUCUGCUGCUCUGUGCCUGGGCUGCCAUAGGAACCUCUUGGCUCCUGGCAAUCGGCAAGGCAACUACUACAAGUGCAGCUCCUGCAGUUGGCCUCUGUGCGGAAAGGAGUGCGAGAACUCCCAUCAUCAACCUGAAUGUCAGCUCAUGAAGGGCAGUAACUUCCAGUCCAAAAUUAAUUACACACCGGGUGAGGAGGAGCGCAAGGAGUCAGCUUACUGUGUGAUCAUGCUGUUACGUUGCAUGCAACUCAAGAACAAGGAUCCGGAGGCAUUCGCUCGACUCUCCGCCCUGGAAGAUCACCUCAAAGAGCGACUGGAAACUCCCCUGUAUCAGGUGCUACGAGCCAAUCUCAUUACAUUCAUCAAGACUGUAUUGGGAAUGAGGGACUGGUCGGAGCUGGACAUCCUUCGGAUUGCAGCUAUAUUGGACACAAACACCUUUGAGAUAAGGCAGCCCAGGGAGAGGAAAAUUCGGGCCCUUUUCCCGGGAGCCGCUAUGAUCUCUCACGACUGUGUGCCCAAUAUGAGGCACCGCUUCGAUGAUGACCUGAACAUAGUGUUUCUGGCCAAAAGGAAGAUAGCCAAGGGAGAGAUCCUGAGUAUAUCCUAUACCCAGCCGUUGAGGAGCACGAUCCAACGAAGGGUUCAUCUAAGGCAGGCCAAGUGCUUCGAUUGCUCCUGUGCCAGGUGUCAGGAUCCCGAAGAGCUGGGCAGCUUUGCCGGGGCACAAACGUGUCUAAAAUGCAAGGCAGGAAAGAUCAUCUCCUUGAAUCCUUUACAAAACGCUGCCAAUUGGAAGUGCCAGCUGUGUAACCUCAAGACCGCCAAGGAGGUGCUCACUGUGGAUAACCAACUUCAGCAGGAACUGGAAUCCCUGGACAAGACCACCCCAGUAGCUCUCGAAGACUUCAUCUAUCGUCACCGUGCGGAUCUCCAUGAGACCAAUACCCAUAUCCUGCAAGCUAAAUAUGCUCUCACUCAGUUGUAUGGCAGUGCUCCUGGUUACGCCAUGGAUGAUUUAUCGGAAGAAUCACUCACCAGAAAAGUGCAACUGUGCGAAGAACUUCUUAAGUUGGCCGACAUUUUCGACGGUGGCUGGAGUAUUUUUCGGAAUCUUCUUAUUGAUAUGGAGGAAGCUCUAGUGGCACAGGCUUUACGUUCGGAGGAGCCACAGGAGUGCGAGGAGAAGCUCAGACAAGCAGCAGAGUUGCUUAGGGAAAUCAGAAAUAUCAUGAAACAUGAACCGGAAAUGCAACAAUUACUUGUAGAACGUCAAGUAAUUCUGAAUUCAGCCUUAGAACGCUUUGAAGAAGUCAAGGAUUAA
Molecule: messenger RNA, 1578 nt
Organism: Drosophila serrata
Lineage: Eukaryota; Metazoa; Arthropoda; Insecta; Diptera; Drosophilidae
Gene: SmydA-2
Product: SET and MYND domain containing, arthropod-specific, member 2
Molecular function (GO): protein binding
Source: RefSeq, a predicted model, not a curated record